Messenger RNA from Aureobasidium namibiae CBS 147.97, 549 nucleotides. RefSeq lists its product as uncharacterized. The transcript is spliced from 2 exons. Gene Ontology annotation, biological process: regulation of transcription by RNA polymerase II. Gene Ontology annotation, cellular component: nucleus. The record is from RefSeq and is a predicted model, not a curated record. The annotation marks the transcript as partial. NCBI's taxonomy places the organism in Eukaryota, Fungi, Ascomycota, Dothideomycetes, Dothideales, Saccotheciaceae.
UGCCAAAACUGCCAUCAGAUUUUCGACCGCAAAUGCGAGUGGAACAAACACAUGGACAAGCAUGAACGGCCAUACAAGUGCGAUAAACCGCAAUGCGCCAAGUUGCUAGGAUUCACAUACUCAGGCGGCCUCUUGCGACACGAACGCGAGGUUCACAGCAUGCAUGGCGGGCCCAAAGAACAGCUCUUCUGCCCUAUCAAACACUGCAAGCGACACACCGAACAGGGCUUCACCCGCCGCGAGAAUCUGCAGGAGCAUCUACGUAGGGUACACAAGCUGCAAGAUGUCGAGAGCGUUGAAGCUGCUGCGCAAGAUGCACACACGCCUGGAGCUGCUCUUUCCGAUCACGAAUCUGACGAUGACGCCCGAUCGACAAAACGCAAGCGUAUGAGUGUUGUGAGCCAGAGUGAAGAUGCGGCAGAGGAGGACAUCAAAACUCAGCUCAAGAAACUACGACUUGACAAUGCCGAACUCAGGAACAUGGGAGAAAGCCAACGAGCAGAACUCGAUGCGAUGAAAGAACAGAUCAAAUUUCUCCAAGAACAACUU